Messenger RNA from Antrostomus carolinensis (chuck-will's-widow), 806 nucleotides. RefSeq names its product cystathionine gamma-lyase (gene CTH). The record is from RefSeq and is a predicted model, not a curated record. Gene Ontology annotation, biological process: transsulfuration. Lineage: Eukaryota; Metazoa; Chordata; Aves; Caprimulgiformes; Caprimulgidae. The transcript has 8 exons. Gene Ontology annotation, molecular function: cystathionine gamma-lyase activity; pyridoxal phosphate binding. The annotation marks the transcript as partial. Gene Ontology annotation, cellular component: cytoplasm.
GUUUAGCUUAUGCUUCUGGCUUGGCUGCUACUUUGAAUAUUACUCACCUGUUAAAGGCAGGGGAUACGAUUAUCUGCAUGGAUGAUGUCUAUGGAGGCACAAACAGAUACUUCAGGGAAGUAGCCAUGAAAACGGGUCUGAAUGUCGUCUUUGUUGACUGCACAAAACCAGAAUGCUUGGAAGCUGCGAUUACACCAAACACCAAGCUCGUUUGGAUCGAAACACCCACAAACCCCACGCUGAAGGUCAUUGACAUUCGGGCCUGUGCAGAUGUUGUACAUAAGCAUAAAGGUGUUCUUCUGGUGGUGGACAACACUUUUAUGUCUGCAUAUUUCCAGCGUCCUUUAUCUCUGGGGGCUGAUAUUUGUAUGUAUUCUGCCACCAAAUACAUGAAUGGGCACAGUGAUGUUGUCAUGGGACUUGUUUCAGUAAACUGUGAUCAACUCUAUGAAAGGCUCAAGUUCUUACAAAACUCUCUUGGAGCUGUCCCAUCUCCCUUUGACUGUUUCCUGUGCAAUCGGGGUCUGAAGACGCUACAAAUCCGGAUGAAACAACAUUUCCACAAUGCAUUAGCUGUUGCUCGAUUUCUUGAGUCACAUUCCCGGGUGGAGAAAGUCAUUUUCCCAGGCUUGCCUUCUCACCCUCAGCAUGAGUUGGUCAAGCGGCAGUGCACCGGCUGUCCUGGGAUGGUCACUUUUUACAUUAAAGGAAAUGUCGAACAUGCUGCUGCUUUCCUCAAGAAUUUAAAGGUUUUUUCGCUGGCUGAGAGUCUGGGAGGAUAUGAAAGCUUAGCAGAGCAUCCGUAA